Molecule: messenger RNA, 4570 nt
Organism: Xiphias gladius (swordfish)
Lineage: Eukaryota; Metazoa; Chordata; Actinopteri; Istiophoriformes; Xiphiidae
Gene: fyco1a
Product: FYVE and coiled-coil domain autophagy adaptor 1a
Exons: 17
Coding region: 110-4570 (1486 amino acids)
Biological process (GO): positive regulation of autophagosome maturation; plus-end-directed vesicle transport along microtubule
Cellular component (GO): late endosome; autophagosome; lysosome
Molecular function (GO): metal ion binding
Source: RefSeq, a predicted model, not a curated record
UGUAUGCACAAAGAAACGACCUGGGUUGUUAUGGUCAUGAGUCAUAUCUCUAAAACAGACUGGAUGUGACCCUGUGACCCCUGGUUGCCAGGGAGAGUGUGGUGGGGCCAUGGCUACUGGGGCUACUGUUGGGGAGAGCCAACUCCAGAGGAUUAUCCGAGAUCUGCAUGAGGCUGUUGCAGAACUUGCAAAGGAGUACAGGGAAAGUGGGGAGCCAAUCACAGAUGACAGUACCAACCUGCACAAGUUCUCCUACAAGCUGGAGUACCUGCUACAAUUUGACCAAAAGGAGAAGACCACAUUUCUUGGUACAAAGAAGGACUAUUGGGAUUACUUCAAUGACUGCCUGGCUAAAAUCAAAGGGGCCAACGAUGGGAUCCGCUUUGUCAAAUCCAUCGCUGAACUGAAGACAUCUCUGGGGAAGGGACGAGCAUUCAUUCGCUACUCCCUCGUACAUCAGCGGCUGGCUGACACACUGCAGCAAUGCCUGAUGAACCAGAGAGUCACCAGUGACUGGUACUAUGCAAGAAGCCCCUUCCUGAAGCCCCAUCUUAGUGUUGACAUCAUCAAUCACCUGUAUGAACUCAAUGAGGUCCAGUUCGAUGUGGCUUCCAGAGGACAUGAUCUUGAUGCCUCCUGGCCCACUUUUGCAAGGAGGACGCUGGGAAGUGCAAACUCACCUGGCCAUAUGUGGAAACCACCCAGUCGCAGUUCCAGCAUUAACAGUCUGGCCAGCACCUACUCCCAGCAAGCCCCUGAGUUCCCCUCUAGCCCCGACUAUGGCCAGGGUCUGCUGAAUGACCUGAAUGAGUCCCUGCCUGUCUGCACCGAAGAUGUCGGUACAGUUGAAGAACUUCGUGUAGAGCUGGACCAGUCAGAGCUGAAGCAGCGGGAACUCCUCAAUAAGGUGCAGCAGCUGGGCGAGGAGGCUGCUGAGCUCAGGGGAGUAGUCAUGGAACUCCAGAGGCAGCUGGAUGUGUCGCUUGCUGCCCAAGAGGAGCAACGGGGCCUGCAGGGGGAACUCAAGGCUCUGCAAGGGAGAGAGGAUGCCCUGUCCAGAGAGGUGGAAGCACUCAGGAUUAGGGAGAAAGCCAUGGAGGCUGAUCAAUGCCUGCUCCAGGAAAAGUUGGCAGCUGCUGAGGGGAAGAACAUGGAGCUCAUCGCCAAGUUGGACGAGGUCCUGAAUGAGAAGGGCCAGCAGGCAUCCAGCUACUUUGAUUCAGCACAAAAGAUACACGAGUUGCUGGACAGAUUGAAAGAGGCAGAAAAGGGGAAGAUGGAAGCUGUUGCAGAGGUAGAGGAGAAGAAGAGGCAGGCAGAAAGGCUAGAGGAAGAGCUGAGAGUCAAGGAGGCAGCUGCAAAGGAUGGUCAAACAAAACUCGUAGCAAUAGUUACAUCUGCAUCUGAGGAGAGGGCCAAGUUGGAGAUGAAAGUGGAUGAACAGUUUAGUGCCCUUGACAAGCUGCAGGGGGCCUUAACAUUGAGAGAGAAGGAGGCGAGCAACCUACAAAGGCAGCUGCAGGACCUCCAAAGAUCUCUCGAGGAGAAAGAGAAAGAGGUGGAGGUGGUGAAGAGGAUGGCACAAGAAGAUAAAGAUGAAAUGCAGAAGAAUGUUGGCGGCUUAAAAGAGACUUUAGAAGCAGAAGUCACUGCUCUUAAAGAGCAGGUCAAAAACAAAGAGGCAGAGCUAACCUCCACCAAUGAGACACUACAACAGCUAGAAGCCAAGAACCAAAGCCUGAACACAGAAAGAGAGAAACUAAUAACAAGCCUUGCUGAGUUGGAGGGUAACAUCAAAGAACAGACCACAAAGAUAGAUGACUACAAGACACAGUGCGCCAAUUUAAUGGAACUGAAUGAGAAACUGCUGACCACAGUGAAGAGAAAUGAGGAGUUGAAGAAGGAGAUGGCAGACAACAGAGCAGUGCUUGAAGCUGAAGUAGCAGCUCUAAGGGCUUCUGAAAAACAGCUUCGAGGCCAGCUGGAUGAUACCAAGGUGACAGUGGAUGAAAAAGAGAAGAAAUUGCGCGAGGAGAACCGCAAGUUGGAUGAGAGUCUGCAACGAGCCACCAUGGCCGCAAAGCUCUCAGAGACCACAUCAAAGCGCCUUGAGCAGGAGAACCAGAGUCUGAGAGAGGAGCAGGACACUGUGAAAGCAGCUCUUAGCCGCAUGCAAGCAGACCUGAAGAGUGUUCACGGGCAGAUCGGAGAAUUGGAGAAGAAUUUAGGAGCUUCACGCAAGAAUGAAGCCAGUCUUCAAGAACAGCUCCAAACCAAAGAGACCCAGCUAGAGAGUAAAGAGAGGAACCUUGUUGAGCUCCAGUCCAGGUUAAAAGCUCUGGAGACCAGGGAGAAGGAGCUUGAGAUUGCCAAGGCUGAUGCAGAAGCAACCUGUGCUAGACAGACGGAAGUGAUCGAAAGGGUGACCUCUGAGAAGCAGGCGAUGGAGAAAUCUCAGCUGGAGAGGAGCACUGUCCAAGCAAAGGAACACCAGGAAGUGUCAAGCAAACUGACUGUGAUUGAGGGCCAGUUGGAGGUGAGCAUGAAAGAAGUCUCCAGGCUCCAGACAGAGAUCCUGGACCUCAGGGUAAAGGUACAGAGGUCUGAGGAGGAAAAGCUUAAAUCUCAAGCACAGCUGGAGGUGACAGAAGCCCAAAGAGAUGAGCUCAGGACUCUGACCGAACAGCUCAAAGCUCAGACAGAGGCACUGAAUCAGAAGCAUAUAACAGAGCUUAUGGAGUGCAAAAAGAAAGAAGAGGCGCUGAUUGAUCAGCGUGACAGAGAAGUAGCUGCCCAUGCUGAGCAGGCUAUCUCUGCAGCUGCUGUCCGAGAAGAGCUGUCCACCCUCAAGGCAGAAAAUGGCAGGCUGGUCCUAGAGAACAGCGAGACACGUGAGGGUCUGCACAGGGCAAACACAGAGAUGGCAGAGCUGGGGAUGAGCAUCUGUAAGCUAAGUGCAGAAAAAGACGAGGCCAGAGAGCACUGGGCAGGCGACGCUGCCAGGAUUGAAGAGCUGGAGAAAGAGGUGGAGCGACUAGAAAAGUGCAUGAAAGAACUACGAUUGGAGGCGAAUGGACUAAGGGAGGAGCUGACGCAGAGGGAGACAAUUCCAGGGACUAUCGUGGAGCUCCAGGAGCAGCUGGAAAGGGCAAAGAACCAAGUGCAGAGCAUCAAGGACUCCAGCCGAGAGGAGAUGGAUGCCGUCAAGUUCCAGAUGAGCUCAGACAGCAUGAAUCAUCAGACCCAGAUGAAGAGUGUGAAUGAACAGCUGGACAAGGUGAAAGCCCAGCUUCAGGAGGAGCUGAAGAAUGUAUCCAGCUUGCAGGCCAAAGUGUCAGAACUAGGGGCUGUGAAUGAGCAGUACUUGCAGCUAGCUGGUGAGAAAGAUGCUCACAUCACAAAGACAGAAGCAACCAUUCGUGAGAGUGAGAACGAGAUUCAGCAACUGAGAAACGCAGUAAGCAGUGCUGAAGAAGCGCACUUGGCUGUGCGAAAGGUGUGCGAGGACUUGAAGCAGAAACUCAACACAAUGGAUGCUGACAAGCAAAGCCAGUACCUGAAGAUGACUGCAGAGAUAGAUGACCUCAACAGAACCAAGACCAACCUUGAAGAGCGGCUCAUCGAGCUGAUCCGGGACAAAGAUGCUCUGUGGCAGAAGUCGGACGCUCUGGAGUUUGAGCAGAAACUGCGAUCAGAGGAGCGCUGGUGGUUGGUGGAUAAAGAGGCCACUCACUGCCUCGGCUGCCAGGGCCAGUUCACAUGGUGGCUGCGCAGACAUCACUGCAGGCUUUGUGGUCGCAUCUUCUGCUACUACUGCAGCAACAACUUUGUGAUGACCAAGAACAGUGGGAAGAAGGAGCGCUGCUGCAGCGAAUGUUACACCCAGCACAGUGAGGUGGUAGAGAGGUUCACAGAGGCAGAGCUGAGUCCUUCAGAUACCCUGCCCCCUCCUCCACCUGGAGUAGGCCCUCAACCACCUCCUGAACGACCCCCGUACAAACCAACCCCCAGGGUAACAGUUUCUGACCCCAGCAAUAGAUCUGAUGAUGGAGCUUUCGACAUCAUCACAGAAGAGGAAGUGAAUGGCGUCUACGACAGUGACACCACCUCCCUGACCACAGGAGGCUCACUGGAGGGAGAACAAGACCAACGGCCUCCAGGAGCACUGGAAAUAGGCACAGGAGAUGUGACCCCUGAUGACCCUGAAGAGCACGUCCCCACUGUACAGGAUUCAGAGAUCAACCUUCUCAAAUCCGGAGAGGUCACUAUGGCUGUUCCUCUCAGCAUUGAUGAUAUUUCCCAGUUUGGUGACAGUUCCAGGGAACUCUUCAUCAAGUCCAGCUGUUACAGUGCGAUAACCGUGGUUGUGGGUGACUGUGGGCCAACCAUCAGCUGGAUGUUUUCCUCUGAGCCCAAAAGCAUCUCCUUUAGUGUGGUUUAUCGGGAAUCCACUGACACUCAGGUGGAACAGUCAAAGAAGCCUUCUUCCUACAGGUUUAUCUCCAAGAAAGUCUUCUACAAUCUGACCAUGGAGAAACCCAUAAUCUAUGAUGGAAGCGAUUUUCCCUGA